Molecule: messenger RNA, 1392 nt
Organism: Aspergillus heteromorphus CBS 117.55
Lineage: Eukaryota; Fungi; Ascomycota; Eurotiomycetes; Eurotiales; Aspergillaceae
Product: acyl-CoA dehydrogenase family protein
Exons: 2
Coding region: 1-1392 (463 amino acids)
Molecular function (GO): flavin adenine dinucleotide binding; acyl-CoA dehydrogenase activity
Source: RefSeq, a predicted model, not a curated record
AUGUCUCGUACAUACCGGUUAUGCCGGGCCCUACGGGCAGGCGGCGGGGGAGUUCCAGUGCCGGCGUCGCCCUUUCUACGCGCGCCGACCCCCAGGGGCUUUUCGACCAGCGCCAGACGCCCCCUGAUGGAACUGACGGGGUUCAGCGAGGAACAAUUAACCGUCCGCGAUGCCGUGUCCGCCGUGUGCGCCAGAUUCCCCAGCACGUACUGGCAAGAGUGCGACCAGAACGAGCGCGAUCCCAAGGAGUUCCAUGCCGCGCUGGCCAAGGAUGGAUGGCUGGGCAUCGCUCUGCCGGAGGAGCUGGGCGGCGCAGGACUUGGAAUCUCCGAAGCCACGAUGAUGAUGCAGACGAUCACGCAGUCCGGGGCGGGGAUGGCGGGGGCGCAAGCGAUCCACGCCAACGUCUACGCGACGCAGCCACUGGCGCGGUUCGGGACACGGUCCCAGCUCGAGGAGACGAUCCCCAAGAUCAUCACCGGGCAGUGGCGGACCUGCUUCGGGGUGACAGAGCCCAACACAGGUCUGGAGACGCUGAAGCUACGGACCCUCGCCACGAAACACCCCGCACGGGACACCUACUCGAUCUCCGGGCAGAAGAUCUGGAUCACCUGCGCGCAGAUCGCGGCGAAGAUGAUCCUGUUGGCGCGGACGACGCCGCUGGAAGAGGUGCGUAAGCCCACGCAGGGCCUGUCGCUCUUCUGUAUCGACCUCGAUCGCGAGCAGCCCGGGCUGGACAUGCGCAAGAUCAAGAAGAUGGGUGCGCGCGCCGUCGACGCCAACGAGGUCUUCUUCGAUAAGUACGAGGUUCCUGCGAAUACCUUGAUCGGGCAAGAGAAUGACGGCUUCCGUAUCAUCUUGCACGGUAUGAACGCCGAGCGAUGUCUGCUUGCCGGUGAGGCCCUGGGCCUGGGCUACGCUGCCCUGGAACGAGCCGCCCAGUAUGCGAACGACCGCGUCGUGUUUGGCCGUCCGAUCGGCCAGAAUCAGGCUAUUGCCCAUCCGCUGGCUGAUGCUUAUAUGCGGCUGGAGGCGGCCAAGUUGGCGACCUAUCACGCCGCUCGGCUGUAUGAUUCUGCUGCGUCUGCCUCGAAUACCGGGGAGGAAAGUAGUAAUACUGCUAAAUCUAAUAGUGGUGGUAGUAGUAGUAGUAGUAUCCCCCUCCACUCCGUGGGGGUCGCUUGCAAUAGCGCCAAGUAUCUGGCGGCCGAAGCGGCCUUUACGGCGUGUGAGCGCGCGGUGCUCAGCCAUGGGGGCAUGGGCUACGCGAUGGAGUACGAUGUGGAGCGCUAUCUCCGCGAGUGUCUGGUGCCACGGAUCGCUCCCGUGAGUCGCGAGAUGGUCUUGAAUUAUGUCAGUGAGAAGGUGUUGCAGCUGCCGCGGAGUUAUUGA